Messenger RNA from Scophthalmus maximus (turbot), 2821 nucleotides. RefSeq names its product carnitine O-octanoyltransferase (gene crot). The transcript has 17 exons. Gene Ontology annotation, molecular function: carnitine O-octanoyltransferase activity. Bases 124 to 1962 code for a protein of 612 amino acids. Gene Ontology annotation, cellular component: peroxisome. The record is from RefSeq and is a predicted model, not a curated record. Lineage: Eukaryota; Metazoa; Chordata; Actinopteri; Pleuronectiformes; Scophthalmidae.
ACUGGCGCAUGCGCAGUGCAGUGGUCCGUGCUGGCCGCGGGACAGCGGAUCACUGGGGUAAAGGUGAGGAGCGGGGGGCGACGACACCACCGGAGUCAGCACCUCGCGAAGAAGGGAGAACAAAUGGCGAAUAUUUUGUCCGAGUCUCUGCCGGAGCAAACCUUCCAGUACCAGAGCAGCCUGCCUCCCCUGCCUGUACCGUCGCUCCAGAGCAGCCUUUCCAAGUACCUGGAUUCAGUUCAACCAUUUGCAUCUGAGAAAGAGUUUGAGGCGACUGUGGACAUUGUGAGGAAAUUCCAAGAGGGUCUUGGCAAAGAGCUGCACCAGAAACUACUGCAUAGAGCCAAGACAAAGAAGAACUGGUUGGAAGAAUGGUGGCUAGACACAGCGUAUCUGGAGGUCCGCAUCCCCUCUCAGCUAAAUGUGAACUUCGGUGGUCCGGCUCCCUACCUUGAGCACUGCUGGCCUCCCGCAGAGGGAGUUUAUCUGCAGAGGGCCAGUAUAAGCAUAUGGCAUACACUACAGUACUGGAACCUUAUGCGCACAGAGAAGCUGGCUCCUCAGAAAGUUGGAAAAACAGCAUUAGACAUGGACCAAUUCCGAAUGCUGUUCUGCACCUGCAAAGUACCUGGAGUGAAGAAGGACACCAUUUUUAACUACUUCAAGACAGAACGUGAGGGUCCGUGUCCCUCCCACUUAGUUGCGAUGUGUCGUGGACGGAUCUUCACAUUUGACGCGCUAUGUGACGGACAAAUCCUCACUCCUCCAGAAAUUCUCAGGCAGCUGAGCUAUGUGAAGGAGCGCUGUGAGGGAGAGCCGGAGGGACACGGACUGUCUGCUCUCACCACAGAGGAGAGGACCCGCUGGGCCAAGGCCAGGGAGCAUCUAAUAAGCAUCGAUCCUCACAACAAAACCAUCCUGGAAACCAUCCAGAGCAGCCUGUUCGUCAUAGCACUGGAUGAAACCAAACCCUACUCCACUCCAGAGAACUACACAAACGUGACCCGAGAAGCAGUUAAAGGCAACGCCACCAUCCGCUGGGGAGACAAAUCGUACAAUUCGAUCGUGUUCUCAGACGGCACAUUUGGAUCCACCUGUGACCAUGCACCAUAUGAUGCCAUGGUUCUGGUGUCUAUGUGUUGGUAUUUGGACCAGCAAAUCAAAGCUUCAGAAGGCAAAUGGAAGGGCUCUGACACGGUCAGACCCAUGGCCGUUCCUGAGGAGCUGGUGUUCACGGUGGACGACAAAGUGCUGAUUGACAUCAGCCACGCCAAACAGCAAUACCUGGAGUCGGCGGCGGACCUGCAGGUGGUGUGUUACGCCUUCACUGCGUUUGGAAAAGCCGUCAUCAAACAGAAAAAGCUGCAUCCUGACACCUUUGUCCAACUGGCAAUGCAGUGGGCCUACUACAGGAUGCACAAAAGGCCAGGUAGUUGCUAUGAGACUGCAAUGACUCGCAAGUUCUACCACGGCAGGACGGACACGAUGCGACCCUGCACUCGGGAGGCUGUGAGCUGGUGUCAAACAAUGAUGGACCCCACAUGUGAUGUUAAUGCCAGGAGGAAAGCCAUGCUGCUGGCCUUCAGUCGACACAACGAGCUAAUGGACGAAGCCCAGGAGGGAAAAGGUUUUGACAGGCAUCUCCUCGGCCUGUAUCUUAUUGCCAAAGAAGAGGGACGCCCCACUCCAGAACUCUUCAUGGAUCCCCUCUACUCAAGGAGUGGUGGUGGUGGGAACUUUGUGCUGUCGUCCAGCCUGGUGGGCUACACCACAGUUCUGGGGGCUGUGGCUCCCAUGGUGCACCAGGGCUAUGGCUUCUUCUACCGCAUCAGAGAUGACAGGAUUGUGAUCUCCAUCUCGGCGUGGAAAUCCUGCCAUGAAACAGAUGCGCAGUCCCUUUUCAACAUCUUCUGUAGCUCCCUGCACGAGAUGCUUCACCUGGCCACCACAUCUCAGCUAUAAAAGGAUGGUGGAGCUGAACAUAAGCUAAUUUACAUGUUUGCCUUUUACCCCUGUGUCUCUGUUUGAGCAUUAAUGCACUUACAGUUCACAAACCCUCAGCUAAUAAUCAAUAACAAGCGAUAGUCAUGUUUAUUGUCAGCACAGAUCAAUGCAAAGGCACAGAAUCACAGAAUCAGUACCUCUAGGUGAUAUUAGUUCAAUCUAUAUUUUUUCCUGAUUGUCAGUACAGUAUAGAAUGUUUAAAUGUAAAUGUUGACUCUGUUAAUCCAUUUUUAAGCUGAGCUGAUGAUGUUUGCCCCAGGUGGGUAACGAUUUCACAGAAGCCGAGGAUGUUCGAAGGUGGAGACUCGUGGAAAAUAACUGCUGGCUGCUCUGACUCUUGGCCUUAGACUCUACUGUGAUAUAAUAAGGGCAUUGCAAUCAAAUCCACAAAAAUAAAUUUGAUAGAAAAUAAAUCAAGUAAUAAAGUGGACUCGCCUUGUUUUAGUUUCUAGAUUAGUCUUCCAAUGAAAAUCCACAGAAAUCUGCAACAAGAGCACUCUGUUCUCUUAAGAGUGUUAUAAGUUGGACAAUAAUCUCUUUUGUUAAGAAAUCAGAAAAUAUCCUAAGUCUGAAACGUGUACUUAAAUGGUCAAAAUUGUACUAAACAAAAAGAAGAAAUCAAAGUUAUUUUUUUAAUUCGUGUUUUCCAGGAGGCAAACGUUUGAAGAUUUCAAAACGAGAAUUUGAUUGGUGCAAUAACUGUGUGGGCAGUGACUUAAAUCAUACAUAUACAUCACUUAAGGUCCAUUUGCCACAUAAUAUGUUCACAGUAUUUCAAAUCUGUCAUUUUUUAUUAAAAAAACCCAAAACAGUUUCA